CUGAGAAGCAUUUAUCACAGAGCACAGUUCCUGACUUUACAGAGCAGCAGAGAUGAACCAGCAAAGAGUCACCUAUGCAGAGCUGAAGCUGGCAAAGGACUCAAAAAGGCCGCAAGUGAAACCUAAAGAGAGUAAAAGCUCCACUACUGUGACGGAGCCGGGAGUAACCUACGCAGAAUUAAAUCUUUACAAUGCUGCUCGGGAUCCUCAGGAGAAUGGCAAGUCAUGUCACCUCAAAGGCUUAGCAGCACCUCCAGAGAAGUGCAUUGCUGGGAUCUUGGGACUCACCUGUCUUGUCUUGAUAUGCAUUAUUGUGCUGGUGUGGGUUUAUACCUCUGCUAUAACUCCAGAGCAGAAUGAUUUCUCCCCAGUAACAGACAUCCAGAAAGCAUGUCAUUGUGGUCCUUGUCCAAAGGAGUGGAUUACUUACUCCAACAGCUGCUAUUACUUUAGUGAUGAAAGAAAAACCUGGAAGGAGAGCGUGACGGCCUGUCAGAGUAAGAAGUCUCAGCUGCUCUACAUAGACACUGAGGAAGAAAUGAAAUUUAUGAAAUCCAUAUCAGUUAUGUCAUGGGUUGGAGUCCACCGUAAUGGCAGUGACCCCAAUGGCAGCGAUCAGACAUGGACAUUUAUAAAUGGGUCAACUUCCCAACUAGAGAUACGAAAACCAGUACCUGCUGACUAUCACUGUAUUAUGGUACAAUCUGAAUAUUAUGCAGAGAAUUGUGAUAUCCCAAAUAUGUAUUAUUGCAAGCAUAAGCCUUAAAUUAAAAAAAAAAAAGACACUAAGUUUGGAUUUAUUUGUGUACCUUUCCAUUUCAAGAAAUAAGUCUUAUUAUUGAUUUUGUUUUUUGGUCUAAUGUCAUUUUUUCAAAUAAUUAUUGAAAUACACUAUAGCAAAAUGUACAGAUAUAAUUACUUUUGUCCCUGACAUUUUUUUGUGCAACAUUUCAUUCGUGGUGUUCAGCUUUCAGAAAGAUCAUUUUUUGUGUGAGUCUAUUUAUACAUAAUGGCAAACCAAUGGGUACAGAAAUUGGAUUGGGGGUUACCCAGGACUGAGGGAAGGCAGGAUGAGGAGGUGACCAUCUAUUGGUUCAGUUUCUUUUUGAAGUGAUGAAAGCUUUCUGAGUGUUAAGGGUAAUGAGGUUUGCAAACUCUGACUUUGCUAAAUAUCUUUGAUGU
Talpa occidentalis (Iberian mole) is the source of this 1182-nucleotide messenger RNA. Its product is annotated as NKG2-A/NKG2-B type II integral membrane protein-like. The record is from RefSeq and is a predicted model, not a curated record. NCBI's taxonomy places the organism in Eukaryota, Metazoa, Chordata, Mammalia, Eulipotyphla, Talpidae. Gene Ontology annotation, biological process: positive regulation of natural killer cell mediated cytotoxicity; stimulatory C-type lectin receptor signaling pathway. The transcript is spliced from 6 exons. The coding region runs from base 53 to 766 and encodes 237 amino acids.